UUUAUAUGUUUAUGUUAUCAUAAUGUAAGAACUUACCCUUUGCGAUCCAACGAAUCGCUACUUUAGUCGCCAAGGAAAGAGUUCACAGGUCCAGCAAGACGAAUCCAGGUUUCCAUCAGAAUCGAGAUUUCGAGAGAGAAAGAAAAGCUACGGAGCACAAAGAGAUUAUCAAAUAUCACAAUCAGUCGAUCAUCAUCAUCAUCAUCAUCAUCAUCAUGUGGCUCUUCUAUCUGAUCUCGUUUCCGUUAACCCUAGGCAUGGUUGUGCUUACGCUCAAGUACUUUGCUGGUCCUGAUGUUCCUCGCUAUGUCUUCUUCACCGUCGGCUACACUUGGUUCUGCUCUAUCUCCGUCAUCAUACUCGUACCUGCCGACAUUUCUUCCACAAUUAUUGGUCAUGACAAUGGAGGUAUCUCUUUCUUUUGGAGCUGGUCAUAUUGGAGUACUUUCUUGCUUACUUGGCUAGUUGUGCCCUUGAUUCAGGGGGUAUGA
Lactuca virosa is the source of this 491-nucleotide messenger RNA. Lineage: Eukaryota; Viridiplantae; Streptophyta; Magnoliopsida; Asterales; Asteraceae. The record is from the annotation of a GenBank genome assembly.